GUUUCCAUUACGAAUCCAACAAUGAGACGGACAAGCGGGAGUUUGAGAAGGCCGUGGAGACCAUCGCCGUGUCCUUCAGCAGCACCGUGUCCGAGUUCCUCAUGGGGGAGGUGGACAGCAGCACCAUCCUCUCCAUCCCACUCAGUGACCAGUACCAGUCCAUGGAGAGCCUCUACGGGGGGAUUCCUGGGCCUGGAGGGGUCGGCAUGCCCUCGGGCAUGGGGAGCUAUGACACAGGCCGCCCUGUGGCCGAGGAAGCGGACGUGACGCUGCAGCGCUGCGAGGGAGGGGUAGAUGUUGCCCUCCAGUAUGCCAAAAACAUCUCCAAGUACAUGAAGGACCUCAUUGGGUACCUGGAGAAAAGGACCACGCUGGAGAUGGAGUUUGCCAAAGGGCUUCAGAAGAUGGCAAACAGCUGCAAGCAAACCAUCAGUCAGGAGACCAACAUGCCUUUCCUGUCCAUCUACCUGCUGGCCCUGGAGCAGGAUAUGGAGCAUGGGACCUCAGUUCUGCAGGCUGCCACCACCCUUCAGAACCAAACCUUCCUCCAGCCACUCACAGUGAGACGCCUUGAGCAUGAGAAACGGAGGAAGGAGAUCAAGGAGCAGUGGCACCGGGCGCAGAGGAAGCUGCAAGAGGCCGAGGUGAACCUGCGCAAGGCCAAGCAGGUUUACAUGCAGCGCAGCGAGGAGCACGACAAGGCCAAGUACAUGGCUGUGAAAGCAGAAGAGGAGCAGCAGAGCACCACCAGCAGCACCACCACCAAAACCCUGGACAAGAAGAGACGCCUGGAAGAGGAAGCCAAGAACAAGGCAGAAGAGGCGAUGGCCACGUACCGGACCUGCGUGGCAGAUGCCAAUACCCAGAAGCAGGAGAUGGAGGAUACCAAAGUGAACUCCUUGCGGCAGAUCCAUGAAGUGAUCAAACAGAGUGACCAGGUCAUCAAGACGGCCACAAUCUCCUUCUACCAGAUCAUGCACAUGCAGACGGCUCCGCUGCCCGUCAACUUCCAGACGCUGUGUGAGAGCAGCAAGCUGUACGACCCGGGGCAGCAGUACGCCUCCCACGUCAGGCAGCUGCAGCGCGGCGACGAGCCCGACACCCAGUACGACUUCGAGCCCUACGUGUCCCACAACGUCUGGUCCCCCUUCACUCGCACACGGAAGGGCAGCUUCAACGCCAGCGACUUCUCGACGGGCGCCGGCUCCGAGCCCAAGGACGGGGGUGUCCCGGAGGGAGCCAGGGAGCAGCAGAGUGGGGCAGGGGAGAGGAGAGCUGGCAGGGGACACCAGGUCCACAAAUCCUGGCCAACCUCCAUUACUGAAGGUGGCAGCAGCCUGGACUCAAGUGCAGGUGAAUUCAGCCACAAGCUCCAGCAGCUGUCUUCCAAUGGCACCACAUCCUCCAGUGAAGAGCUGGAGGAGAAGGACGAGGCCACCAGCCCCUUCGAGCAGAGCAUCAACGGGAUCAGCCCAGAGAUGGCAGCUCCCACAGGGCCCUUCCGAAACGUGGGCUUAUCCAAGGCUGCCCAGACUCACCGGCUGAGGAAGCUCCGAGCCCCUUCCAAGUGCCGGGAGUGCAACAGCUACGUCUACUUCCAGGGAGCAGAAUGCGAGGAGUGCUACCUGGCCUGCCACAAGAAGUGCCUGGAAACCUUGGCCAUCCAGUGCGGGCACAAGAAACUCCAAGGGAAGCUGCAGCUUUUUGGGCAAGACUUCACAAAGGCUUCUCAGAGCAGCUCGGACGGCAUCCCCUUCAUCAUGAAGAAGUGCGUCGCCGAGAUUGAGAAGCGGGCGCUGAGAACCAAGGGCAUCUACCGGGUUAACGGUGUCAAGACCCGCGUGGAGAAGCUCUGCCAGGCAUUUGAGAAUGGGAAGGAGCUGGUGGAGCUGUCCCAGGCCUCCCCUCACGACAUCAGCAACGUCUUGAAGCUCUACCUGAGACAGCUGCCCGAGCCCAUCAUGCCCUUCCGCAUGUACAACGAGCUGAUGGGGCUGGCCAAGGAGAGCCUGCAGGGCGGCGAGGCCAAGGGCAGGAGCGGGAAGGGCGGCCCCGAGCUGGUGGACAAAGGAGCCGACACCGACCCCGUGGUGGUGAACCUGGUGCUGAAGCUGAAGGAGCUGCUGAAGGAGCUUCCCCGGGAGAACAUGGCCACGCUGCAGUACCUCCUGCAGCACCUGAGGAGGAUCGUGGAAGUGGAACAGGACAACAAGAUGACCUCAAGCAACCUGGGCAUCGUCUUCGGGCCGACGCUGAUGCGCCCGAGGCCCACGGACGCCACCAUUUCCCUGUCCUCCCUGGUGGAUUAUCCCCACCAAGCUCGCAUCAUUGAGGCACUCAUCAUCUUCUACUCGACCAUCUUUGAGAACAAGGAGAACGUGGUGCUGGCUGACCCCAGCAAGGAGGAGGGAGCCAGCUCUGACCUG
Merops nubicus (carmine bee-eater) is the source of this 2426-nucleotide messenger RNA. It is a transcript of the gene ARHGAP45, whose product is annotated as histocompatibility (minor) HA-1. The transcript is spliced from 18 exons. The annotation marks the transcript as partial. Lineage: Eukaryota; Metazoa; Chordata; Aves; Coraciiformes; Meropidae. Gene Ontology annotation, cellular component: membrane. Gene Ontology annotation, biological process: signal transduction; activation of GTPase activity. Gene Ontology annotation, molecular function: GTPase activator activity. The record is from RefSeq and is a predicted model, not a curated record.